This is a messenger RNA of Ctenopharyngodon idella (grass carp), 4827 nucleotides long. It is a transcript of the gene phf20l1, whose product is annotated as PHD finger protein 20 like 1. The transcript has 25 exons. Gene Ontology annotation, biological process: regulation of transcription by RNA polymerase II. Lineage: Eukaryota; Metazoa; Chordata; Actinopteri; Cypriniformes; Xenocyprididae. Gene Ontology annotation, cellular component: NSL complex. Bases 266 to 3601 code for a protein of 1111 amino acids. The record is from RefSeq and is a predicted model, not a curated record.
GUUUGGGUAAAAGUAACUGAGCUUGAAUGAUCACAAUACAGUAUAGGAAUUAAUUGCUAUUCUCUCAAUGAAUUUGCAAAGUUUUAUCCCCUCGGAACGGUUUAGCUAGUCAGCUGGUACAGCAUUAGCUGCUUGGCUAGUUCUGCUGUGCUAACUGGACAAUGAGAGGUUUGACUUGAAGUUUCAUCUUUAAAAAUUUGAGGUCCGUCCACAGGACGAAAGAGCAUUUGUGUCUUGAGGAAGACCUGGUAAGAGUACACUCAACAUGAGCAAGAAACCUCCAAAUCGACCAGGGAUCACUUUUGAGGUUGGCGCCAGGGUUGAGGCCCAGGACUACCUGCAAAAAUGGUACCCUUCACGUAUCGAGAAGAUUGAUUAUGAUGAGGGAAAGAUGCUUGUGCAUUUUGACCGUUGGAGCCAUAGGUACGACGAAUGGAUUCUCUGGGACAGCAACAGACUUCGGCCAUUAGAGAGACCGGCACUCCGCAAAGAGGGUCUCAAAGAAGAGGAGGUGUCUGAGAGACUCAGCGAGAUGAGAGCAUCUCGCCUUCGUGAGCUUCCUGGAAGUACAGAGAGCACAGAGGACCAAAAAGACUUACCUCAGCAGAGACAAGAAUUGAGAGAUGGUGAGGAGGUGCUUGCCCGAUGGACAGAUUGCCGCUACUACCCUGCCAAGAUUGAAAGUAUCAACAAGGAAGGCACUUACACUGUACAGUUUUAUGAUGGAGUCAUUCGCUGUGUGAAAAGAAUCCAUAUCAAGUCCAUGCCAGAAGAUGCAAAAGGACAACAGGACUGGAUCGCUCUGGUGAAGGCUGCCUCAGCUGCAGCCAAGAAUAAAGGAGCGAACAGACCACGUACCAGCGCCAACAGCAACAAGGACCGAGAGGACAGGAGAGAACAACGUUCAGAUGAAGAGCUUGAUGACGACGACGAUGAUGAUGAUGAUGAUAGCGAAUCAGAGAAGCUUGCAGACCUAGACUCAGAAGAGGAGGACAGUAAGCCGACUGUUGAAGAGGACAGCAAGCCAGCUGUUGAGGAGCUUGAAUCAGCUACAGCAAAGAGGAGGAGCAAAAGACAAGGCAACUUGUGUAGCAGUAAAAGGACUCGUCUCAGCAAAGGGGCAGGAUGUGCUGACACUGAGUCUGAAUGCAAAGCAGAGUCAAAAGAGCUUCCAGUAAUGUCUCAGCAGAAAGUGUCAGGUGCAGAGGCGAGUCCAGCUGAAGAGAGAUCCCAGUCUGUCAGUGCCCAAAGAACCCCAGCAUCCCUCUCUAGCCCAUCCCUGUGCAAGUCUCGCUCAAGAAGACUUAAACACGACUCGGGAGAGUCCACCUCUAGCAGUCAGAACACAACCGUAGCCCCUGAACCCAGUCCUUCAUCCAGUUCGACACACACUCUUCUAGACAGCACACACACUGCCCCUCCCAACUCCCCCCAGAGAAGGAGACGGUCUCAGCGUCUAGCGACAAGCUCUGACCAGGCUUACCCUUCUUCACCACACAUGAGGGAUUCCAUUACUCAACCUCCUCUCCCAGAUGGCUCUCAGAAAGCUGAAGAAGACAGCAGCACUGCAGUUAAAACAGAAGCUUCUUCGCAAAAACCAGUUUCAGUAAGCCCAUCCACAGCUCCUCCCACUGGCAGUGCUCAGUCACCAAUCACUGAGAAGGACAAGAUGACAGACAUGUUGCCCAGUAAUCAAACAACACUUGAAGGGAACUCACCUUCUGUAGUGACAGCUGCAAGUCAGAAAGUUCCUUCCAGGACUCCUAAAGCCAACAAACACGCCAGAGAGCCAAUCAUAAACAGCAAGAAGUCUGAUGACCCCACUGCUGCCAAUGAGUCUCUAAUAGACCUGGACCAUAAUAAAUUCAAGUGUAAAGUCCCUGGAUGCUCUAAAGCUUUUCGGAAAGCAAAGCUCCUUGACUAUCACCUGAAGUACUAUCAUAACACUGAGAAAGAAAUGGACAGUGAGGUCUGCUCACCAGAGAGAGUGGGCCGCACCAGGGCCACGUCUGCUUCCAUGCCUACAAGCACCUUGUCAGAUAUCCCAGAUAACAAGAGACGCAGGACCGUCUCUACUUCUUCCUCUCUGUCCUCUCAGGGCUUCAUGCUUCAAAUGGACAGCGCUGGCUGUGUGAGGCCUCCUAAGUUCUGCAAGAAGAAACGUUCCUCUGCCUCUGUCAGUUCAGACAGUACGGAGGUCUCCCUGCCUCCUCCAACCUUUGAUAACCUCCAUGACAAGAUUCUCAAGAAGGACAAGCACCUGGAUGGGCUUUGUAUAAAGACAGAACGGAAAUUCAAACUAGAGGAUAAAUGUCAGUUGUUUGCGAAAAAGAGGGAUAAAGACAGGAGGGACAGAAAAGAGAAGGACCUUUUCCGAAUUAAACAGAAGAAAAAGAAAAAAAAGAAGAAGAAAUCAAAACUGCACUGUUACUCAGACCUGGAUGAAAUGUCGUUGUCUUACCUGGAAAGACCGUCUUCCCCACUACAUCGUUCUUCCUCUAGUGCCUUCAAGCACAGCACCUUCCAAUACCCUCGUGCCAUACUGUCUGUUGACCUCACCGGGGAGAACCUGUCAGACAUCGACUUUCUGGAAGACUCGACCACUGAGAGUUUGCUGUUCAGUGGAGAUGAGUAUAACCAGGAUCUAGACUCGAUCACUAUGGAGGACUUCCAGGAUGAGGAUGAAGUUGGUGCAGAUGAAAUUGUUCGCUGCAUCUGUGAGAUGGAUGAAGAAAAUGGCUUCAUGAUUCAGUGUGAGGAGUGUAUGUGCUGGCAGCACAGUGUGUGUAUGGGGCUUUUGGAAGAUAGCAUCCCAGAUCAGUACAUCUGUUACAUCUGCCGGGACCCACCAGGUCAGAGGUGGAGUGCUAAAUACCGCCAUGAUAAAGACUGGCUCCAAAAGGGCCACAUGUAUGGCCUGUCUUUCCUUACAGAGAACUACUCGCAUCAGAACGCCAAGAAAAUUGUGUCCACUCACCAGCUGCUCGCUGAUGUUUACAGUGUUAAAAACUUGCUUCAUGGCCUUCAGCUGAAGAUGGAUAUUUUACAGAACAAGCAUAACCCAAGUUUACACUUGUGGGCUCGGUCUUGGGUGAACUCUGAUGAGGAUCAGCCUAUGGGUGGGGUUCCGGACUGCCUACAUUUCAAAGAGCACCUCAACCAGAACUCAAACCCUGAAACCUAUAUUACCAGCGAGCACAGCUACCAGAAACCUCCCGGUACAGGCCUUGAACACGCAAGGGAUGAACAGGGGAUACAGACAGCCUCUCAGUUUAACCUAAAGGAAGAAGAGGUGAGCAGUGCCAUUGCUCUGUCUGGCUGUGUGAAUGACAGCAGCUUGGGCUCCAUGGAACAAGCCAGGAACUGCCUGCAGUGGCAGAUGAACCUGCUUACACACAUAGAGGACAUUCAGAACCAGCUGUCUGGCCGCAUGGACCUCAUCGAGAAAGAGCUUGAUGUGCUGGAGAGUUGGUUGGACUUCACAGGUGAAUUGGAGCCCCCCGAUCCCCUGGCCAGACUCCCACAGCUCAAGUGCCGCAUCAAACAGCUUCUGACGGACCUGGGAAAAGUGCAGCAAAUGAGCACCCUCUGCUCUGUGUGAUACACACAUUAUAGUGUGUGUUCUGAGCUACUAACACCAUCUCUCAAUUUUUUGCACACAACUCUACUAAUUGAUAUGGUGUAUUCAACACAAUUCUCCUGUUCAGUAGAUGUGUGAAGUAAAACGUUGGCCAUCAUCAAGUGUGACAUAAGGAAAAUUCACACUUAAUGUGUGAAACAGGAACAUGUCAGUAUGUCUAAACAACAUAUCUGCUUAAAGAAGAUUUUGUUCUCCAAAAUAGGAAGAGGUCACUAUAGCAGAUUAAUUCUUUCAUGUUAACAGAAGGGAACAUCAUCUUUUUUUAAAGAAAGACUGAAGAGGUCACAACACAACACCAUAGAUUUAAGUUUUAGCCUUUUUUUGCAUCAUUUAGACCCCAACAGUAAAUUCAGUCUAUUUCCACUCUGUGAGGUGAGAUUUCUUAAGGAAAUAUGAACUUGACUGAAGUGGGUCACUACUUACAGACUGUUUAAGAGUUUAUUAGCGUUUGAUGUAAAAAAAAAAAAAAAAAAUUCUGAUCAUGAAGGUUUUCGCCACUUAAAAAGUCACUUUGAAGUGCCAAGAAAAUAGACCAUCGUGGUCUGGUUGUUCAGACACGCACAGUUCAGAAAUGACAUGUUUUUGAAAUUAAUGUUGCAUUUUAGGCCAGGUUUGGACUUGUUUACAGUCUGAUACACUGGCACUAAAGGUUCACAAUGCCAACCAAUUCAUUAGAACAACACCUAGAUAGUUUUCUUACAACAACUCGUCUAAUACUUUAGCAUGUUUCUCUGCAGUCUUAACGGAUGCUGUAGCGAUUCACAAGAAAACAAGCUAAUCUAAACGUGGGUGUCCAGAGCUAGGUGACUCUUCUUACUAAGUUCUGUUUAUCAUGUUGAUACUUUGAGAGUAUCUACCUUGAAGUAAGCUAAUCCUGAAAUGGAUGUAAACGCAUUUAAUUAAAUCCAUUUAGUUCAUUUUUUUUUCUUUUGGAAAAUGUAUAUACAGUUUUUAUAACUGUAAAGAAAAACAACAAAAAACUAAGGCAUAAAAGGAUGAUACUUGAAAAUGCCUGUUUAAUCUCAAUUUCUAUUAAUCUGUACAAAGUGUGUUUUAGAAUUUAGAUUUAAAAGUUUCUUUUGAUGAAAAUACCAGCUGUACAUUUAAAGAGUUUAUUUAAAGACCUGAUGUAAUUAUCUGUAUGUACAACUUCAUUAAAAAAAAGAAAAAAAAAAAGAAAUUCUCAA